UUCGAUUGGUUUCUGCCAUGUGACGUCGGUAUGUGGGCGUGAGCGUUAUGAACAUCAACAAAAGAGAGAAAGAAGAGAAAGGAGAGAGAAGACGAGAAGAAGAGGACUAAGGUUAUAGGUUACAUCAGAAGACAACAGAUAUGUGGAUUUAACCAGCUAUAACAGUGAAAAAACAAGAUCACUUCCUCCAGUGCCAGACAAGACAUGGACGCCUUCAAACUGAUGAAGGAACUGAGGGUGAAUUAUGAGCAGGAGGCUCAUUUUCUCCCUAAAGAGACGGGGCUGAGCCUCAUUGAGUCCACAACAGAGGAUGACAAUCGGAUCUCGGCCAAGUGCAGAGAUGCCAAAGUGGAGGAUCUGUGGAGUCUGACCAGCUUCUUCGGUUACAGCACGCAGACCUUUGUCCUGGCUGUUAACCUGUUGGACAGAUUCCUGGCCAUGAUUAGGAUCCAGCCGAAGCACCUGUCCUGCGUCAGCGUCAGCUGCCUCCACAUGGCGGCCAAAGUGACGGAGGAGGAGUGCAACCUGGCGCCCACUGAUGAUCUCAUCCGCAUCGGACAGUGCAGGUUCACUGUGUCCGACCUCUGCCGCAUGGAGAAGAUUGUUGCAGAGAAGCUCGACUUCAAGUCCAAAGCCAUCACUGCCUUAACGUUUCUCCACUUGUACCACCAGAUCACACUUUCCCACUCCACAGACAGGAAGGAGAAACUGAGCCUGGAGAAGCUGGAAGCUCAACUUAAAGCCUGCCUGUGCCGGAUCUCCUUCUCUAAAGCAAAGCCGUCCGUCCUAGCCUUGUCUCUCUUGAGGCAGGAGAUCAAAGACAUCCAGUCGGAGGACAUGUGGGAAAUAGCCUAUCACAUCCAGAGACACCUAAAGAUUACGGACGGCGAGCUGCUGCUAUGGAGCGAGCGUGUGGCCCGGUGCCUGUCGGACUAUGCCUCCCCUGAAUGCAGCAAACCCAAUCACAAGAAGCUGCAGUGGAUCGUGUCGCGGCGGACUGCCCAGAACCUGCACAGCUACCGCGUCGUCCCUGAGUUGCCCACCAUUCCAGAGGGCUGCUGGGAUGAGAGUGAGAGUGAGGACUCAUGUGAGGACAUGAUGAGUUCCGGUGAGGAGUCUCUCAGCAGCUCCCUGGGCAGUGACGCUGAAGGGCCCUUCUUUCCUCUCCACCUCCGCCGCCAAAAACAUCGCCAACCACUCCACGCCUGACGCCUCCCUGUGCUUUACUGCUUGCCCCCUUUCUAACUUCUUUACCUAAAGUCUUUAAUUUAUUUAAUAAUCUCCGGUGUUGGUGGAGAAUCGCACAACAACUGGCAGCUGAGCAGUCCAGACUCUUCCUGGUAGAUUUGGUAGAUUUUAGUUAGUGGAUGUGUCGGUGCAUGUUAAGAUUUCACAUUCCAGAGUGCAAGAUUUAUGCUUAGUUAGAUACACUUUGGUCGAUGUGAUGCAGUGUCUGGUCUUUAAGGUGCUGAGCUACAAUGAGACACUGCAGUCCAAUUCUCAGUUCAUACCAGAAAAGGUUCACGUUCAACAAGAUAUUUUGCCAAAACAUGGUAUUUAUUUUAUAGAAUUUCUUUGUGUGACUGUUAUUAAUCUAAGACCGCUUUUAUUAAGGUUAAGGAGGUGUGAUCUUGAUGUACAGAAGCUGAGAGUGGUCAAAACUUAAAUGUUCAAGUUGUAAAAGACCUUACGUAA
Etheostoma cragini (Arkansas darter) is the source of this 1695-nucleotide messenger RNA. It is a transcript of the gene ccng2, whose product is annotated as cyclin G2. Gene Ontology annotation, cellular component: nucleus; cyclin-dependent protein kinase holoenzyme complex; cytoplasm. The record is from RefSeq and is a predicted model, not a curated record. The coding region runs from base 205 to 1209 and encodes 334 amino acids. The transcript has 8 exons. Gene Ontology annotation, molecular function: cyclin-dependent protein serine/threonine kinase regulator activity. NCBI's taxonomy places the organism in Eukaryota, Metazoa, Chordata, Actinopteri, Perciformes, Percidae. Gene Ontology annotation, biological process: regulation of cyclin-dependent protein serine/threonine kinase activity; mitotic cell cycle phase transition.